GUUUUCCACGCAGUGCUGUCCUUUCGGCGCACAGAUAAACCUGGAUUUGAGCUAAAGUAAGUUUCCACUACCAUUGGAAUGUAGGCCUUAUGUGCAAACAGAAAGCAAUACAUUAAUUACAUUUGAUAUAAGUACCGUUUACAGAUAAGGUAAAAUAUGCAACUGAGAAAAUGGAGUCAUAUGACGAAGACAUCUCAGAGAAUAAAUUCUAUCAAACUCUUCAGAACAAGUACAAACAUUUGUAUGAUAGAGCGGCUGAAUCAAGAUGGAUGAUAUGUGUUCCGAGGUCCGGUGUAUUUUCAAGGUAUUCGCUGACGGUCACUGAUUAUGAAAAUCAUAUCUUGAGGCCAUCAACACUUGGAAAGGAAAACACUUUUGUCAGUGCCAGUGGAAAAACUGUGAAUUUUUCAAGUGACCACAUUCAAACAAGUUGUGGAUUUAAAGAAGAAAGAAAGGUGAAGGUAUUGUUUGAAGAGACAUACUUCAAUAGUCGUGAUGAAAGUUUCAAGGUUCUGUGUAUUGAUAGGCUUUUGGAAGGUGGAACAGAUGCAGUUGAAGACCCUAUCACAACAAAUCUUGAAAACUAUGAGGACUGUGCUGAAUAUCUGUGGGGAAAUAAAUAUAGUAAGGCAUGUGAAAAACAAGUGAAUGAUUUGCUACAUAACUACCAGCCAGUUCAGCACUCCACUAACUUGCGGCACAUCAUCGAUGAGACGAAUACAAUAUUCGCAAAAGCAAUGAGGAUUGCGCUCAGAGACCCUGUACUGAGAAAAACUGUUAAGCAAGAUAAAGCAUACCUGGAUCUGCUUAAAGUUGCUAUGGAAACCUAUGUGAUGCAUGGUGUGUAUAAGAAGGUAUUUAAAGUGCUAAGCAGCCUAUUAGCAAAUGAUGAUGCUGCUCUUAAUAAAACUACACGAAACUUGUCCGAACUGCAAGUCAGACAUUUAGGAAUUCGUAGCGAGUUUACGAUGAAUGUUCCACGUGCUCGUAGAGAGCUAGCCAACUUAAAUCAAUGUUGGACACCUCUUGAGAAGCUUCAUUGCCUGAGGAAAACGGUAAUGGGCCUAAGUCAGCAGAAUAUGAAGACUAAAUCAAGUCAGUCAGAAUCGUCUGUUGUUCUGUCUUCUGAUGAUUUACUUCCAAUUUUAGUGUUUUUAGUCGUCAAAUCUGAAGUACCUAACUGGCUUACAAAUUUGGCUUAUUUGCAUAAUUUUAGGUUUUCGAGUAUUCACAAUGAUGAAUUUGGAUUUUACUUAGCUUCUGUAGAGGCUGCAGUAGAACAUGUAAGGUCUGGUGACAUGGAUGGCCUGCCCAUUGGACCUGCUAGUACUGCAUCCUUGUCUAUUUUUAGCAUGAGUCCCACUAACGGUUCAAUAUGGCCUAGGACAGACUCUUCCGAUGAUACAGAUACCCCUUCAAUAGAACUGUUGUUCGAGGAAAUAAGACAAGGUAAUUUGGAGAGUGUGGAAAAGUUACUAAACAAGGGAUCUAACGAUUAUAGCCAAAUCAUGGAGGAAAUGUGUCAUCCGCUUUGUGGAUGCGAUCGAUGCGAGAAACUGAUUACAAGUAAGAGGAAUGACCCCAAGGCAGUGACAGCCUUUUCCAGGGAUGAUAGGGGAUGUACAGCAUUGCAUAUAGCUUCUUCAUAUGGACAUGAUCAGGUAAUGGAAACAUUAAUGAGGAAGGGUGCCGUAGUGAGUGCCACUGACUAUCAUGGUUCAACUCCUCUACAUCUAGCUUGCCAAAAAGGGCAGCAGGGGGCCACGUUGUUGCUUCUUCAUCAUGGAGCUGACAUUAAUGCUGAUGACAAUGAUGGAAACACUGCCCUCCAUUUGUGUUGCGCAAAUGGACAUGAGGAGUGUGUGAAGGCCAUCUUGUACUCUGAACAAGCUGUUAAUAAAGUUGAGGUAAAUUUUCCCAAUUGCCGAGGCAAUACACCUUUGCAUGAAGCUGCUAGAUGGGGAUAUGAAACUAUCGUUCAAAUUUUGCUGGAGCAUGGCGCUUCAGUUGAAGCCCGCAACCGCCGAAAAGAAACCCCACUGAUGCGUUCUCUAAAUGUAAAUGUUUCCAAACUUCUGCAGAGGGCAGCAGACAUUGUCCGGGAUGGUCAGGAUUACUUGUUGAUGAUGUCUUCAAGCCCUGAUAGUCAUCAAUCAAUUAGCAAUGAAAACAAAUCCUUAACCACACCACUUCGGAGGAGGCAAGGCGGAAUGAAAAUAUCACCACAACAAAGAGCUAGAGAGGUGGAAAAACUGCUUCGAGCUGCAGCUGAUGGUGACAUCCAGAUGAUCCGACAUCACCUGGGCUGGGAGAGUGACAGCGAUGACAGUGACAUUGAUAAUAUUACUCCCAACCUGCAACUCUGUCACCCUCUUUGUGUAUGUCACAAAUGUUCAGCUCUGCAGAAGAGAACAUCCUAUGGUGUAGGCGAUAUUACAGUUAAUACAAGUAACGCUGAUGGUUUUACGCCCCUACACGUCAGCGCUCUACAUGGUCAUGACAGCCUGGUAGCAUUGUUGUUGCGCAGAGGGGCGAAUCCAAAUGUUCGCAACAGCUCUCAUCUCCAAAUUACCCCACUACACAUAGCAUGCAAGGAAGAUCGACCUAAGGUUGUCCAGCUGCUGUUAAAUCACGGAGCUAAAUGCAACAGCAAAGAUGCAAGAGGAAACAGCCCAUUGCACUACUGUUGCCUGGCAGGUCAUUUAAUGUGCUCUACUAUUCUCAUUGAGCAUGGUGCUAAUGUUAAACAAGCCAACGCCAGAGGCAAUGUACCCCUACACGAGGCGGCCAGAAACAACUAUGUCGAGCUGGUUAAGGUACUUGCAAAUAAAUCUCCAGCAACAGUUCUGUGUAGAAAUAAGGCACAGUUGACUCCCAUUCAACUGUCUCAGAACAGCGAAGUUACAACGAUUCUGAAGAAAGCCAGUGAAAGCUACCAAGAAGCGCAAGUAAUGUCACAUGUCACUAGUCGACCAACCACCUUAGUCCCAGGUUCUCCUGUUAAGAAGGUAAGCAUGUCUCAACUGUUCCAAGCCUUCAACGACGCAGAUCUCCGGCAACACGAAGCACUGAAACACAGUCUGGAGACGUUCAACAAGCGAAAACAACUCAAGCGUAUCAAAUCAGUCGACAGAAGCGCCCCAGUGCUUGAUCUUAACCUCAAGCAUCAGUUGAGUAUAAAGCAUUUUGACCGUCGUCGUCUAAGGCAUAUCGAACUUGAGGAGAGCACAAUGAAUUUGGUUCCAGAAGAGGAGACGCUGCAGAUCUGUAGUGAAGAGAAUAGUAGCAGCAAUGAAACUGGUGAAAAACAAACUGUUAUCGUUAAUGACAAUUAUUCCUCUCCUGAAUCAUGCCACGAUAUUCAACAGUUAAAUAUAAAAAGAAUUGUGAACAAAACAAAGGCUAUUACACAAGUACAGCAUGCACCACCGAUUAAUAAUAAAAAUCUUUCUGAUAGCGUUUCAGAAGUUGAAACAAUUGCCGAGAAAAAACAAAAGAUAUCAGAUGAAUCUGAUUUACUGAACUCAUUAGAUGAUCAGAAAACAUUGGACAAUGACACGAGAGAAGUUGAAAGAAGUGAUGAGUUUUUUGUAAUUCGAAGCCCAUUUGAAGAUAAUCUCUCAGAGGAAAGAAAUCUAGAAGAUAACACGAAACAUGUCGCAACAGAAAGUGCGAUUGUGGAAAGUGCAGAGAAAGCCUUGCAAAAUAAAGGGAGGAAAGACGAGAGAAUAGAAGAGGAUGAGACAGACAUAGAGGAAAAAGAAACUCAUCCCCAAGAGAUGGUUGAUCUUUCCAGUAGUAUACAUUCCGAAUCGUCACCAUUCACUUGCACGCACAGGCGUGGCCAAUCAAACGUUUCCAUUGAAGAUAUGGUGACGUUGACGUUAGAUAUGCGCGACAACUACUUCCAAAUUGAGAGCGAUGACGAUAUAUCAGAAGAGAAACGUAAUUGGGACAAAGACAGGCAGACUUCAGUCUCGAAUGAGUUUAUUCAUUCAGGCGCUGAUUCGCAGCGACUUGAUAGCCCAUUGACGGACUCGGACGUCGAUAAUCUAGUAUCAGAGGAUUGAAGAAGACUUAAAAUAGUCAAUUUGUAUUUAACCUGUUUCGAAUAUGCAAUUAUACUGGCGAUUAUGCAGCUUACUGGAAGUUGGCCAUGGUGCUUAAACUAAAUCGUACUACUCAAAUAAUUAGUCUAAUUCUUAUUAUUAUCUGGCUACGGAAUUAAGAAUAGGACUCGCCUUCACCUAAUUAGGCCUAUAUCAAUUUUCUAACAUUCAUUCCAUACUAAUUUUUUUUUUGUAAUUUAAUAUAUAUACAAAAAAAUUUAAAUAAAUUAAACAUAAACCAAACUACUAUAUUAUUACUUAUUAUUAAGUAUGUAUUAAUUCCAGCAAUGUUUUUUCAGUUAAAAUAAAUAAUCUUAAUCUAUAUAGUACGCUAAUUUUAUUAUUCAUAGUAUGUUCAUUGGAAGCACUUGUUCUUAUUAGUGUACACUGCCAUGUUUAGUUCUCUAAAGCCCUGACGAGACUCUCAAAUUUCAUUUGACCAUAUAUAGGCACAUGUUGACUAUGAGCAUACAGCAGUUUUUUUGUCAAAGAAUAUUUGAUAGUGUUGAAAGUUUUGCAGCUUGAUCUGUAUUCUGUAAAUUCUUGUCAAUGUUCAUAAUUAUUAAUUUCAAAUUCUCUAUUCUUUUCUGUACUCUUUGCUAUUCUUUUCUGUACUCUUUUUUUUUAUGUCUUCUACAUAUGACUUUUCUCAGCUUUCCAUAUGCCUAUUAAUAAUUAAAGAUUAUUAUUGUUAUUAUGUUUUAAUGAAAUUUUACAACAUUAUGGUCGCAGUUUAUUAUAUUGCGAAAAAAUGACAGUCAACAAGGCCUCUGUAUGUAGCCACUUUAAUUCUUUGCAGCUGUUACCAGUGUUUGUAAGGUGAGGCUUUUUUUAUACCUUGUUAAGCAAACCAGCUUUUCACCAAUAACGAUGGUUUCGAAUAAAAAGAAAAUUUUUAUUUUUGACCAAUUAGCACACCCACCGGCACUAAAAAUGGAAAUUUCAGUCUUAUCUUUAUUUUUAUUACGCCCGCCACUACCUUGAAAUUUCCAAAAAUAAGAUGUAUAUUUCUUCCUAAUUGUAUACAUUUAUAGCAUUUAACCAUUUCAUUAUUGCAUUGUUUACAUUCACCAAUAAAAUUUUUAUUUUCUCCUCCGUCUGGAUGUUUUUGGCAAAACUACCUGUUAAAUAUGAAAAAAUGCAAUUUUAUUUUAAUUUUUUUUUUCGCUCUCCUCUGACGAUCUUUGAAAAAGUAAGUUCGCGAAACAGGUAUACAAAAAUGUCUCGCCUAAAGGUAAGAUAACGGUAAUGAGGUGGGAGCCCGUCGUACUAAGCCUCGGUAUUGUGUGGUAGGGUGACCAGUUCUUUUCCACCUUUUUAACUUCGCCUAGUAUAUUUCAACCAGGUAACCAUUUAUACUCUUGGUUGGAGAGAGACAAACGCAUGUAAAGUGGUUUGGCUAAGAAAGGUAAAAUGCACAGCGAAGAUUCAAAUCUCCACCUCGAGGUUCAGAGACCAAAACCCAACCGCAUGUGACAUGCCUAAAACUAAAUAUGGUCAUAAUGACAUCACAUGAUAACCAUAUAUAGGCACAUCAUGAUUAUAUGAGCAUUCUACAGUCUAGACGGGGCUUUGGCGUUAUAAUACAUCCUGUAGUUUCAACUGCGCAUGAACAUCUUCGUAGCAUCAACUGCACAUGAAUAUCGAAGGUCAAUGCAUAUGAACAAUUGUACAACUGUUUUCUGCAUUUUUGUGUUAUUAAACACUUUUAAGUGUUUAGUGUUCGGUUACUCAAAUGUUGUACUUUUGAGUAACCAAACACUGCCACCAAUCUUCAAUGACCGUUGAUUAUCGAAACUAAAAAAUCGGAAUAUAGGGAUUAUUAAGUAACCGAUUCUUACAGAUUUAAAAUAAGUGGUAUAGACAUAUUUUAGCACCGCAAUAAUUGGUAAUAAACGCCGCUUUUGAAUACGCACCGUUCUUUGAAUAAGUGCAACACUAAAGCCUCAGAAAAAAAAAUACCAUUAAUGUAUUGCCUUAUAAAACUUACUUUAACAUUUACGGUAGAGGCCUACAUUGUAGCCUUCCAAGUUGCAACGUUUCUCAGAAAUAUGCUUUUGCUUUAUCAUAGUAAUUAUCCAGAUAGUAUUCCACAAUUCAGUUUUAUAUUUUUUCUGUAAUCAUCGAGUUUCUGUACAUCCUAGUCUUGCAUUGCUAGUUGCAACGUUUCUGGAAAAUAUACCUUUAAUUUUGCAGAUGCCAGGUCUAUUUCACUGUUCAGUUUCGUAUUUUCCUGUUAAUCAUUAAGAUUCUUGCCAUUAUUGGAACUUUUAGAAAAAGCCAUCACAUUUAAAGUUUAUAUAAUGUUCUGCCUCUGUUGAAAUGUAAUGCGUCAACCAAAUUGAUUGGCACUGGUUAAAUCGGAAGUGUGUGAAAUCUAUCUCGCUGUACCGUUUCUUGAAAAUAUACUUGCUCUGUUAUUUUCCAGAUAAUUAUACCUAAUACCGUAGCCUAUAUUAACGGUAUAAUAUUUUCCAUUUAAAUUACUGUAGCUUUUUUACAUUGUUUAAAUAACUUUACACAUUCAAAGCUAGGAAAUCAUCCUAUUUGAAAUAGAUACAGCUGAAGUACUUUUAUUUGUAUGUUAUAUGAAUUCAACUAUAUAGCGGAUGGCUUAACACUCUACGAUGUUAUCGUGAACUGUUGUUAAAUACACCAUUUGGGUGUCUUUAUGAUUGUAGAUGGACGCUCUAGGCACUCUGCGAUUUGGGCUUUCAAUCGAGAGGUCGACGAUAAGGUUGUUACUGACGCUUGUCAGUAACCUUACUCGUGUUCCGCGUUUGCCACUUUUCCUCCAGGAGUUUAAAUGGGUAUCUGAUCUGGUUUUGAAUGAUCUUGAAACAAAUUGGUAGUGAUAUUACUUGCAUUUUCCCCCAGGGAGCAGAGAGAGAUUACACAUUAAGCAUAAAUGUUUCUGUAUCCAAUGACCAUAGGGGAGAAGUUAUCUAGAGCAGUUCUUGAAUUGUUUAUGGCGCUGAAUAAAUUUCAUAUACAGUAAAUACAAUUUAAAAAUAAAAAUGGAUAGGGCAUCAGAAUUUUACAACUCUGUAAUUAAAACUCAAUUACCUGCUUUAGUUAUUUUAAGAGCAGUACAUUAAAUUGUCUUUGUUCUUGUUUGAUAACUAA
Anneissia japonica is the source of this 7235-nucleotide messenger RNA. RefSeq names its product ankyrin repeat domain-containing protein 27-like. Gene Ontology annotation, cellular component: tubular endosome; late endosome; plasma membrane. The coding region runs from base 171 to 4070 and encodes 1299 amino acids. Gene Ontology annotation, biological process: early endosome to late endosome transport; neuron projection morphogenesis. Lineage: Eukaryota; Metazoa; Echinodermata; Crinoidea; Comatulida; Comatulidae. The transcript has 25 exons. The record is from RefSeq and is a predicted model, not a curated record. Gene Ontology annotation, molecular function: guanyl-nucleotide exchange factor activity; SNARE binding.